UACAUCACUUGAUUGGCCGAUACGACCUCUUCUGUGUCAGAUCCGGGAGUGAGUGUAUAAAGCAGCAGGAUGCGCCUAAGUGGCAAGCUGUUGUCGGCGACAGUCAUAGCGCUCGUGUCAACAAUGAAAAGUCUGAUCUGUCUACUGGCAGCCAUCGUGGCUGCCGAGAGUGUAAGCCUAUACCUACGUGAAACUACAUGCAGUACGUCACUUGACUGUAGUUCCGGCACGUGCUGCAGAGAUGCUAACAACAUACUCCUGAACCCUGCAUGGAGCUUCCAAAAUGAUCUCCUCCUUCGUCCACAAGGCAAUGGCAAUGGUAUGUGUAAGCCAGGCCCAGCCCAGCUGAAGGAGGUGUGCAGCGGAGGCUGCCCGUGUGCUAAAGGGUUAGCCUGUUACACGCCACUCACCGGCGCCUGUUGUCCCGCCAGCCGCUGUGAGACACAGGAAUAUGUCAACCAGAUGAACGAGUACUGGAACAACUGCCACCCACCCAAGUGUUUUUAUCCAGUUCGGAAAUAAAUUAAAAAAUAAGG
Haliotis rufescens (red abalone) is the source of this 536-nucleotide messenger RNA. RefSeq lists its product as uncharacterized. The transcript has 4 exons. The record is from RefSeq and is a predicted model, not a curated record. NCBI's taxonomy places the organism in Eukaryota, Metazoa, Mollusca, Gastropoda, Lepetellida, Haliotidae. The coding region runs from base 70 to 522 and encodes 150 amino acids.